AUAUGGGUUAGGCCUGAUCUUUCCGCGUUACAUAAAACCCAGUCUACCUCGAGAUCAGUGCUUCCAUUAGCCCCCGUUUACUUGGAGAGGAUGAAUAACCGGUACUUCGACGCGAACACACCAAGGGUAGCGGCGGUCGUAUGUUUUUACAUGUCCGCCGCACUGGUGAUGGUUUUUGUGAAUAAAGCUGUUUUGAAUAGCUCACCAGACUUGCCGCUGCUGUUUCUCCUGUUGCAGCUGCUUAUCGCAGUCUUGCUCCUCCAUGUGGCAUCUAUGUUCAUCGCACGUGUCGAGAUACCCAAAAUCGAGCUUGAGACCGCCAAGAAGCUUACACCUGUAGUCCUUGUCAACAUCAUCGGACUUGUUUUCAACACAUUAUGCCUUCGUGACGUCGAGGCCUCUUUCUUUCAGAUUGCGCGUGGCCUUGUCCUACCUCUGACGAUUCUUGUAUUCUCCGUGCACACUCGCUCUGUGCCUUCUGUUCGAGUUGGAAUUGCUGCUGUGAUAGUUGCCGUAGGUUUCUUGCUCGGCGUGGCACCAUCCGCCACGGUGCCGGCCAAUGCUGCACCUUCAAGUCUUUCUCUCUUCUACGGCUUCCUUUCCUCGCUUUUCAUUGCUUUCCAUGCUGUUCUUAUCAAGUCUUCCCUCCCUUAUUGUCACAACUCAACUAUUCAACUUGCAUACUGGACCAACUUAGGCUCUGCAAUAUUCCUUUUCCCUUUUGUCUUGCUUCACAGAGAACUUUCUACCUUUGAGGACCUUAUUCACGAUUCAAACUGGGACGGAAAUAUGUUCCUGUGGGGGAGUAUCGUGACUGGCGUGUUCGGCUUCUUACUUUGCGUUGCCGGCCUGUUGAGUAUCAAGGUUACAAGUCCUAUCACACACAUGUUCUCCAGCGCCACAAGAUCUGUUAUUCAAACCAUGUUGGGUGUCUGGCUAUUCAAUGACAUUAUGACAGUUAAUCGUGCAGGAUCUAUUCUCGUUAUCAUAACAGGAACCAUUUAUUACACCUGGGUCAAAUCAUUCGAAGCCGCACCUCCGCCGCGCAAGGAUGUUGACCUCGAAGCUAUAGGAAAUAGGAAACAUGAGGAAGAUUCUGAUGAUGGCGAACUUACGGUGGUUUUCGAAGGGCCGGAGGAGGAGAAGGUGUAAGAAGCCCGUCCCUGGACACAUGUCUCCAUUUAAUGGACACGGGGAUUCUGAUCAUCAUCACGACGGGCAGGUCAUUACUGAGACAAUAAUAGCAGAGUACCACACUUAUUUACCAUCAACACGCACCUAUGCUCAUACACAAGUUAUUAGCUAUAUUUACUUUGUUUGCGUGCGGCGUGCCUAUAAUGAGGUCCUACCAGGGAUGAAGAGAACAUCAGAUCAGUUCCUCAUAACGUGAAAUCGGACUUAGUUAGAACGGAUUGCGCAUGUAGCUAGUGUAGGCUGUGUCCCGAGUCGGAUACUACUUUGACUAACGGCCGCAGUCAUCACUGGUCAGGGACAGAUUGACCUCGACGUCUCGGUCAGUCUCGGCCAAUAACUUGUAAUUUAUGUUCCCAUCGUCGAUGUUGUCGUUCGAUUGGUAAACUGACA
This is a messenger RNA of Suillus paluster, 1584 nucleotides long. RefSeq lists its product as uncharacterized. The record is from RefSeq and is a predicted model, not a curated record. Bases 91 to 1152 code for a protein of 353 amino acids. The transcript is spliced from 7 exons. Gene Ontology annotation, biological process: protein O-linked glycosylation via fucose; GDP-fucose import into Golgi lumen. Gene Ontology annotation, molecular function: antiporter activity. Lineage: Eukaryota; Fungi; Basidiomycota; Agaricomycetes; Boletales; Suillaceae. Gene Ontology annotation, cellular component: Golgi apparatus.